This is a messenger RNA of Linnemannia hyalina, 387 nucleotides long. The record is from the annotation of a GenBank genome assembly. NCBI's taxonomy places the organism in Eukaryota, Fungi, Mortierellomycota, Mortierellomycetes, Mortierellales, Mortierellaceae.
AUGUCAUUCCGCCUACCAAAGUUCCCAAUGAUCACAAUCUUCCACAACCCAUCCCUAAAAACCUCCACCGAAGCCCUAUCCCUCCUCCAAAAAGCCUCCCGCCGCUACAAUUUCGAAAUCGACCUUAUCCAGACCAAAAAGCAACCCCCUACCCAUCAACAGGUCGCAAAUAUCGUCGAAUAUCUGGGUAACGGGUCCAUAGACGCAGGAUUGGAGCAAAUAUUGGUACCCGAGGUGGAGAAGAAGCCGUCGACAGUGGCGGAGGUGCAGGAGAUUCUAGAUAGGAACCCUGGGUAUUUGAGGAAGCCGUUGAUUGUUGAUUGGAAUCGGGGCAAGGCAUUGAUAGCCGAUGUAAGUUUGUUGUUUAAGUGCUUUAAGGUUGUUUGA